AUGUCUUCCAACUAUAGGUUGACGCCGAAAGCUCAAUCAAACUAUGCAAGACCUAUGGGAUAUCGCUAUGUUGAUAAAACUGAGUACGCAAUUAAUAGACGAAUUUUAUCAAAGGUGUUUGAAAGUGAUUUGGUGUUGACAAAACCGCAAAUGGAGGAUGUUAUUGAUGCCUUUCAAUCGAGAAUAUCUGCUGAAUGGCGAGCAAUUAUACGAAAAGGAAUGCGGAAAUGGGAAAAAGAAACUUGUAUACGUUUCAAAAGGCAUAACGGCGAAAAAGAUUACGCUAUAUUCUUCCGAGGCGGAGGAUGUUAUUCGAAUGUUGGUCGGACUGGUGGAAAGCAAUAUAUUUCGAUUGGUUAUGGGUGCGAAGGGGGAGGUAUUGUGGCACAUGAAAUCGGACAUGCUUUGGGAUUUUGGCAUGAGCAAAGCCGACCGGAUCGAAAUCAAUUUAUUAAUGUGAACGAAGACAAGAUAUUGAAAGGAGCGAAAGGCAAUUUCGAACUACGAAACGACCUAGAAACGACAGAUGUUCCUUAUGAUCUUGGAUCGGUGAUGCAUUACGGACCGCAAGCAUUCACAAAUGAUUGGGACUAUGUGACAAUAGAGACGAAGGACCAUCGAUUCCAACAUACAAUUGGGCAGAGAGGAGAGUUAUCGUUCACCGAUGUCAAACACGCAAACAGACUUUAUUGCAAUCAUAUUUGCAAAAUUCCAUUGGGAUGCGAAAAUGGAGGAUAUGAAAAUCCACUAAACUGCAAUGUCUGCAAAUGCCCACCCGGAUUAGGUGGCGUGAGAUGCGAGCGGAUUGCCGAGAAUACGCCGGGUUGUGGAGGAGAAUAUAUCGCAUCAACCGCUUGGACGACAGUAUCCAACACUCAAGUCGGACAUUGCCAUUAUAGAAUAGUGGCGCCGUCUGGAAAAGUACAUCUUGAAAUCAUUGACACAAAGUACAAGUGUGAAUCCUCAUGUCCGGAAAACUAUUUGGAAAUAAAACAUACCAGAAAUUUGGAAAGAACGGGAUUCAGGCAAUGCUGCAAUCCAGCGCCUGGGAGAAUUGUAUCAGAAGGAAAUCAAAUACUUUUGAACAGCAUCUCGGUUGUUGCACCGGCCAAUUUUACUAUGCGAUUUAUCAUAGACUCUGCAUCAAAUGUUCCUCCACCACCUGCACCAUGGGAAGGAAAUGGCGGAUUAACUGGAUUGUUAGGGGCUAAUGAAGUUGGAAUCGACAACACAUUCGAACAAGUUGUUUUGAAAGAUCUUCCGAGAGCUUUACAGUUAGCACAAAUGGUAACUCUUCCGAUCAAUGACACCUUCCUCUCAAAUCCGUGUCGUCUUCCGUUGUUCCCACUACAUCGAUAUAAGUUUCAAGCAAUUUAA
Messenger RNA from Caenorhabditis bovis, 1377 nucleotides. The record is from the annotation of a GenBank genome assembly. Lineage: Eukaryota; Metazoa; Nematoda; Chromadorea; Rhabditida; Rhabditidae.